AUGGAUAUAUCUGAGGAAUUGCAGAUAGAUGUUACUGCUGUAAAAAAGAAAAUAGAUAGUUUACGUACAUCAUUCAGAAGAGAGUGUAUUACCGGAAUGAGUAAUGAUGAAGUUUACCAUUCUAAGUGGUUUGCAUUUAAGUCCAUGCAGUUCUUAAACAAACAAGUUGAGCACAGAAAAAGAAAAAAAAAUAUUGCUAGUGUAUGUAUAAACUAUUUAUUUAAAGUUAUAUAUGCAUGUAUUAUAAAUAAAUGCAAGAAAAAAAAGUAUUUAUUUAUUAAUGAUAUAAAUAAUGGAUUACAUAAUUUAAAAUUGCCAAUACAAUAUCUAUAUUAGUUAACAAUUUUUUGACUGAUAUUUUAUUAUUAGCUAUAUAAUAUAAACAUAUAAUGCAUCUAGUCUCAUAGUAAUUUACAUCAAAAUGGAACAAGUAAAAUAUAAUAUAAAAAUAAAAUAUAUGUAUAAAUAUUUAAUAUAUUUUUUAUUUUGAUUUUAGCCACUAAAAUCUGUAUCACAAGAUAACCAAGAAGAUCCACAAGUGGAUGAAGCAUGUAAAGUAUUUAAAAUAAUUGCUGAAAAUAAAAAUGCUUUAACAGAAAAAAAUGAGUGUAUUUUAUUUGGAGAAUAUGUUACUACACAAUUGAAACAAUUUGACAGUCAUACUCGAGCUAUGGCUAAGUACCUUAUUCAAAAUACAUUAUUUGAGGCCGAAAUGGACAAAUUAUAA
Messenger RNA from Cinara cedri, 727 nucleotides. The record is from the annotation of a GenBank genome assembly. Lineage: Eukaryota; Metazoa; Arthropoda; Insecta; Hemiptera; Aphididae.